UUUGAUUAACCAAGUUGGCUGCACGCGCGCACGCGGAGGCCCAACUAGUUUAGAAAGAAGAGACAUUCAGCUGCAUUCCGCAACAGCAGAGGAGGAGAGAAAAACACUUGGUUUCGGGGAUGAAGAUUACUCCUCUUAAAGCUUCUACUUCCUUCUUCCAUGGCGGUAAUCCUCUUCUCCCUUCUUCUCUUCUCCAUUCUUGACUUGUUUCUAUUCGUACAUUUGCUGCUAUUCAUGAUAAUCCUCAAUUGUUUCUCAAUUCUGUUAGACAACAUUCCAAAUUAGGGUUUUCCGAUAUCAAAUUUCCCCUUUCUUUAUUCCAUCAAAUGAUUUCAUUGCGUCCUCUUCCUUCCGUUAUCGAUUUCACUCAGCUCUUCUCUGCUAUUUCCAAAUUAAAACGACUUCAACCUCAUUCCAUCAUUAUAUCUCUCUUCAGACACAUUGAAUUACUUGGUAUUUCACCCGACAAUCAUUCGUUAGGUGUUCUUGCCAAUUGUUACUGUCAUUUGGGCCAUGUUGAUUUCGGAUUAUCUCUCAUGGGUAAAUCCCUUAAGCUUGGUUAUCCCCCCGAUGAUUAUACCUUUAACACCUUAAUCAAUGGUUAUAUCUACUCUAAUAAGCUCCCACAAGCUGCUAUUUUGUUGGAUCAAAUUGUCAAGUUUGGUUUCCGACCCGACAUUGUUACCUAUGGUGCUAUGGUCAAGGGUCUUUGUAGAAUAGGGGAUAAUGUUGGUGCUCUUAAUUUGCUCAACAAAAUGCAAUCUGGUCACUGUAAGCCUGAUCUUGUUAUAUACAGCACUAUCAUAGAUAGUCUUUGCAAGGACAAGUUGUUAAAAGAGGCCCUAAACUUGUUCUCCUCUAUGAAAACCGAGGGCAUUAAGCCCAAUGUUGUCACCUAUAACUGCUUGGUUCAAGGUCUGUACAAUUCUGGGUCUAGGGAAGAGGCGAAGCGUGUAUUGACUGAGAUGAUACACAACAAUAUAACACCUGAUGUUAAGACUUACAGCAUGCUGGUUGACAUGUUCUGUAAAGAUGGGAAUGUUGAUGAAGCACAAUCUGUUCUAAAACUCAUGAUUGACAGAGGUGUGGCUCCAAACAUCAUUACUUACAAUGCUUUACUUGAUGGUUAUUGUUUGCGUGGUCAACUGGUUGGUGCUGAAAAUCUACUUGAUCAAAUGGUGCAAAAUGGUUGGGAGCCUGAUCUCGUAAGUUUUAGCACUAUGAUUAAUGGAUAUUGCAAGGCUAAAAACAUUGAUAAGGCCCUGAAUAUAUUCCAAGAGAUGUUUCGGAAAGGGAUUUCACCUGGUGUCGUUACCUAUUCCACUCUUAUUGAUGGACUGUGCAAAGCCAGUAGACUCUCACUUGCACACGUACGUAAGCUGUUCCGGGAAAUGCGGGAUCAUGGAGUUCCUCCAAACGUUGUCACCUAUGCUUCCUUGCUUGACGGCCUUUGCAAACGUGCACGGCUUGAUGAGGCUGUGGUUGAAGAUAUGGAGGAUAAUGGUGUUAAGCCUAAUGUUGUCGUCUACAGUAUCCUAAUGGACAGUUUGUGUGAGGCUGGAAAACUUGAAGAUGCAGCAAAAGUCUUUUCCGAUCUUGUAUCCAAGGGUCUGCAACCCAAUGUUAAAACAUAUUCUAUAAUGGUUAAAGGCUUCUGCAAGAAAGGGCUCAUGAGUGAAGCUGCUAGAGUAUUGAGGUUAAUGGAGGAGGAUGGUUGCGCCCCUAAUGAUCGUACCUACAAUACGAUCAUCAGAGGAUAUAUUCUCAGUAAUGACAUGUCAAAUGCAUUGCAGUAUUGUGAUCUUAUGGUUAGAAAGGGAUUUGAAGCUGAUGCUGACACAUUCUCAUUAUUUGUCAACCUCUUGUCUUCUGAUAAAUUAAGUGACUCAUCCAAGGACCUGCUUCAAAAGUUUCUCAAAUGAAUUGAAGUUCAUAUGAUUACAAGUUUGCAAAUAUUUUGGACAUUCAAUAUUUCAAUUGUUGUUCUUAAGGGUCAGUUUAAGUUAUGCAUAUUUGAUAAUGAUGCAAAUACCUCAUCUAUUUUUCUCUGACAUCCAGUCGGUGAUUUGAAAGCUAUUGUGCCAUGCUUUGUACUAAGGUUCAAUGCUACGUAUCCUAUCUUCUUGUUUUAACUUAUGAUGUUAACAUUAUAGAUGGUCAUUUUAAGUUUUUAACUAGGAUGAGAUUAUGUAAUCGCAGUAAGUAGAAACCUAGGUACAAGAAACUGGGAUAAGCUUAAGCAGCAUUGACUUUCUUCUCUGUCUUUUUGUCUCUAUAACAACAAUGGCUGUUCAUUAAA
This is a messenger RNA of Spinacia oleracea (spinach), 2299 nucleotides long. RefSeq names its product putative pentatricopeptide repeat-containing protein At1g12700, mitochondrial. Gene Ontology annotation, molecular function: protein binding. The record is from RefSeq and is a predicted model, not a curated record. NCBI's taxonomy places the organism in Eukaryota, Viridiplantae, Streptophyta, Magnoliopsida, Caryophyllales, Amaranthaceae.